GUAAUUAAUUUACAUCACAUAGAACGUAACUCAUGUCACGUAAUAUAAAUGACAUAGUAUAGGGUGGCAGUGGAGUUAAUGUGACACCAAUGUAUUCCCUCGUGAGGGAAUUCGUCUGGCAACUGGCAACAGUGGUUACGGCAACCCUGUUUCCUACUUCUCUGUAACGAGAUAGGAAGUCGUUCCUUAGUUUUGUGACUACAUUGUAAAAGUAUUUAAAUAUUAUUAGUGUUUCAUAAAAAUUAAUUCUACCUUACGUUCCGGAGUUAAAUGUAUUGUAAAAAACUAUUUUUAUGUCCUGAAACUAAUUAUAUUUGAAGUGCUUUAACUUGAACUCAAAACAUGUAUCCAAGAAAUAGACAAAGCCAAGGCUAUCCCAAUAUGAGAAACCAAAGUAAUCCAAAUGUAUCAUAUCAAGGUCAAAGCACUGAACUAGUAGCUAUACAACAAUACCGAGGAGGUCUAUUCAGCCAGGGGCUAGUUCGUCAGUUACCCCCAUAGCGUAGCUUGCCAUAGGCCAUAUUUUUAAUAACAUACUGAACUGAUGUUUACAUAACAUUUUAGGCUAAACUGUUUGUCAUUAUUAGUAAUUAUGCUUUAGGUACAAACUAAAAAUAAACUUGUUUUGGUACUACAUAUGUAGGUUUCUCUGAAAUAUUAUUUCAUAAAUUUAAGGAUUAGGAUUUAAGAUUUAAAGUUACAAAAUAUAAAAAUGGCACAUGUAAGUUUUCUGUAUUUUUAAAUCUACAUUAUUUAUUAAAUUUUAUUUCACAAUUAGCUUAAGUGUUUGUUUUCAUAAACAUGUGCAAACUUUAUACACAACAUGUUACAAAACUAUAUUUAUUAUUGAUAUAAAGCAUAUAGUAAUGAAACUUUUACUUAGGCUUGAAAAUCUUUAUUCUUCUUCUUACUCUCCUUUUAUUCUCCUUUUACUCUCCUUUUUUCUAUUUUCUGUUGUAUGUAAACUCAGUUCAGUUAUACAUAAGGAAAUAUAGGCCACAGAAAUAAUUUGGCUGGUAUGAGUUAUGGGAGUAGCAUUAGACUGCUUUCAAGUGCAUAUGCGAUGCUAGACCUUGGUGGGAUAGCACAACCGUACAGGUUCCUUGUGUAGCGGCGACCCACCCUAUGUUUUGCAGUACAAUCAGCAAGCCAGUUUUCAAGCAACACAACCUCCUCCAAAUCAACAAAGUAAUUACAAACAAGGAAGUUCACAAAAUGCACAACCAUUUAAACCGCAGCAACAGCAACAACAACCACAAAUGCAACAGGUAGCAGCAAGGAAUUUGCAACAUAGCAAAUCUCAGCAACCACAAAUGCAACAAGUAGCAGCAAAGAAUCUACAACAAGGGAAACCACAACAACAGCAACAACAAUUGCCACAGCAAAUUAAACAACCACAACAAUCCAUUGCCAAUUCUCCUCAAAGCCAAGCUCAACCACAGCCUCAAUCACAGUCCCAACAACAGUCUCAACCACAGCCUCAAACACAAUCACAAUUUCAACCUCAAAUGCAACGGUUGAAACCAAUUUUAAAACUACCUCUCCAUAAUCAGCAACAAAGUGCAAUUGCUAUGCAAAAUAAUCCUGUUUCAUCUUCUCAACCAUUAGUUCCUACUCCAACAUCUCCCUUAACAACUAACUCUAAUCCUACACCUCCAACAUGUAAUAGCAUAUCUGAAAUAAAGAAUGAAAAUCAAGUGCCUGAAGAUACAGAUACUAAAAUAGAAGAACAACUUCCAAGAUGGAGGCGUAAAGCACCUGGAUUUAGAGUAAAUAAAAGACUGAAACGACUUCGUUUGAAUCAACGUCUACGAAAGACAUUGCAACCCAAGAAUGCAAUUAUGGUACUAAAUGAAAUGAAACCUGGAGUCCAGUUCACAUUUCCUGAAACUCAAGGACCUAUGCCAAACUCCCUGUAUCUCGUUCAUGCAGAGCUUGAUGGUAAAACUUAUGUUGGGCAAGGAUUAUCUAAACCACUUGCUCGUCAAAAUGCUGCUGAAAAUGCGUUGAAAGCAUUAUUACUUGAAAAAAUGACAGCAGCAUCUAUGAAAGCACGUAUUGAUGCUGAAUCAGAUGGACAAUCAGUUCAAUCUAUGGAUUCAUCUACUAUAUCAAAAGAGGAAAAUAACGAAGAAGGUGUAACACCAAUGGAUACUGCUGUUGAUGAAAGUGAUGAAAUUCCAUGGAGCUCUUUGGCUAGUUUUGCAUUGUAUAAACUUUUCCUUGAAUGGCAUAAUCAAGGAACAUCAGUUCCAGUUCCAAGACCAGGAUUACCAUCACCUGUUAAAGGAAUUAAAAGAGAGAUUUCUCAUGUUCAAAAAACUCCAGUUCAGAAAGAACUUCCACCUAAUGCAACAAACAUACACCCUGUAAUGUUAUUAAAUCAAAUGAGACCAGGUUUAACAUAUGUAGAACUUAAUCGAGUUGGUAAUCCACCAAAUACAAUGUUUACUCUUGCUGUUGAUAUUGAUGGCAUUGAAUAUUCAGGAACAGCAAAGAACAAAAAGGAUGCCAAGAAAAUAGCAGCAAAAUCUGCACUCCUUGCUUUGUAUGGUUUAAAUUACCCAGAUGAAGUUUCAUCAGUAAUGGACCAACCAAUAGCUUAAAACAUCAUACAGACAUCAUUAAUUUUUGUAAUAUAUUAUAAAAUAAUACUAUUACAUUAUAGUAUUAUUCAUACUAUUACUCAUUUUACUUUGACUGCUUUAAUUCAUAUAUUGCGUGAAUUAUAGCAUAUUACAAAAGAUAUUCGAAAAAUUUGAGAAUUGCAACGAGGAAAAAGAUUUAAAUAUAUAAACAUGUAGAAUUCAUUUAUACAUUAUUUUUAGUAUAUCUUAUUUUUCAAUCCAACGGCCUUGAAAACGGCCUUAGUUGUUUGAAUUACAGAACUAAAAUU
Messenger RNA from Bombus pyrosoma, 2896 nucleotides. RefSeq names its product daxx-like protein. NCBI's taxonomy places the organism in Eukaryota, Metazoa, Arthropoda, Insecta, Hymenoptera, Apidae. The record is from RefSeq and is a predicted model, not a curated record. The transcript has 6 exons. Gene Ontology annotation, molecular function: tRNA-specific adenosine deaminase activity; double-stranded RNA adenosine deaminase activity; double-stranded RNA binding. Gene Ontology annotation, biological process: adenosine to inosine editing; RNA processing. Gene Ontology annotation, cellular component: cytoplasm; nucleolus. Bases 1260 to 2606 code for a protein of 448 amino acids.